This is a messenger RNA of Pseudo-nitzschia multistriata, 1825 nucleotides long. NCBI's taxonomy places the organism in Eukaryota, Bacillariophyta, Bacillariophyceae, Bacillariales, Bacillariaceae. The record is from the annotation of a GenBank genome assembly.
AACCUCCGUUCGAUCCCAUUUCCUCGACGUACGGUACUAUUACCUUAUAUCACACCCCGACGGCACCAAAUCUUCUUUGAAUUAACCAAGCAGAGGCUAGAGAAAGACUGGCGAUAUUCACAAAUAAGUACUUCUACAAAGCAUUAUCGACGCUUAACUGUGUUUUCAACUCUUGGAUUCACUUCCAUUUUCCAUCCCCACGAAUAAUCACAGCUAUGCUUCCAAUUCUCUACAAGAAUCGAAGUUUGGACAGUCGUCGGUCUCAACGGCUUAUGUCCGCUAUUGCAAUAUUGCCAUCGUCAAUUUUCCUCUUAUUGUGUUUCAUUAGCACAGAAAUCAGUGGAGUGUCCAUCGCCUUGGUGUCGGGAUGGAGCCAAACGAAUUUUAUACAAAGCUUUGGUGGCAGAAGAACCCCCGUUUCAUUCUCACCAGGAUCAUCGCAGUGGGCGUUCCGCGUCCGAUUGGGAAAGGCCCCCGCCAACUGCCAGUCAGACUUUUUUGAGGAUCCCUCGAUCGGCAUGGACAAUUCCAAUAGGGAAGCCAAAGAGUUGUACGCCGAAAACAUGGGCCUCCGCGACUCGAUUCAAAAACUGGAAGAAGAAAACGAGCGGCUGAAAAAGUUUGUAGAGCAACAGCACCAACGGGGGGCAGGGACGGUGUCCGCGAAGAAAAACAACAACGACAAGACGAUUGUCUUGGAACGAUUUGAGGGAGAGCACUUGUUUGAUUUCGACACGGAACCUUCAACCUCGUCGUUGUCGUCGCAAGCAGUGGCUACCAAUGAGAUGAAAGAAGAAUUAUGGUGCGACGUUUUGGAUGGUGACCAAUGUCCGGUCGAACCCAGCGUAUCGUUUGGAGAAGCCCUGCGAGAUAGAGCCUAUUGGUUGGUUGGUAUGUUUUGUUUGCGUGAUUGGAAAUACAUAUUUCUUCGGAUUGAACCCGUGCCAAUAAGUGUUCUGUGGUUCAUCACCGGCAAUUCCCCUCUUCUAAUACGUAUCGUUUGGCAUCGUUUUCACACAGGUCUUUUGAUCAUGCAAUCUCUCUCCGGAAUUAUUUUGAGUCGAAACGAGCUUCUACUAGCAAACCAUCCAGUCAUUAUAUACUAUCUGACCAUGAUGGUCGGAGCGGGUGGCAAUGCAGGAAACCAAGCCAGUGUUCGAGGUAUGUUCGCUGUCUCGACUGGGCGUGGUGCGUCCGGAAUCAUUUCUACCUACCUGUUUCACUGAAAUCCACCAAACCAUUGUGUUUUUUUGGCGUCCUGUUUGCAAUACACAUUUUAAAAAAAUAUCUUGUUCAAGUGAUUCGAGGCAUCGCUUUGGGAACACUAAACGAACAAACAAGAGGGCAAUUUCUGAUCCGAGAACUCAAAAUGGCUGGGGCCCUGAGUUUGAUACUUUCUGCCGCGGGGUUCUUCCGAACAAUUUUUUUCAAGACCCCGUUUCCAGAAGCAGUGACCGUGACGUCGGCUCUAUCCCUGAUCGUAUUUACUAGCAUUUGUCUCGGAGCGAUCCUCCCAUUGAUAUUAGAGAGGAUAGGAAUCGACCCCGCCCAUUCUUCCACUACAAUUCAAGUGAUCAUGGACAUUUUGGGUGUGGCGCUAGCCGUGUUUGUUUCGGGAUUGAUUCUAGAUGGACCCCUGGGGGCUUUCCUUCUCCCAAAGCUGGGAUUCUCUUAGGAAUACCACCCUUCUAAAAUAGAGCUAACCUUACAACAUACCCAACGAAAGUCAUAGACACUUCACGAGACCCUCGUUCUGACUUUCUGCAAAAUCGUUUCACUUUCUUUCCCUUGAAAACGCUUAUGAGAUGACAAAUUUCAACAUGUG